AUGCACGCAGAGUAUAAAGUUGAAGGAUUAAUAGAAGCGGUAUUCGAUAGCGUGAGAGGAAGAAAUCCUUAUUACAUGCAAUUGAUACUGCGAAUUGCGACGUGGCUUUCAGCCAAGCUGUUAGUUCUUUUGAGGCCACUUUUUUGGUACCGCGAUUGCAUAAAACCGGCAAGUAUUCCGCCGUCUACAGACUCAUUGUUUGAUCUCACUGCUUGCGAAUUGGCUAAAAAAAUAAGAUUAGGACAAAUAUCAAGUGAGUCCGUAGUAGAAGCGUACAUCGAGAGAAUAAAAGAAGUAAACCCUUAUCUUAACGCGGUAGUAGAUGACCGAUUUGAAGAUGCUUUACGCGAAGCCCGACACUGUGACAAAAUGCUUGAGGCGGGGGUUGUUACACCAAUGCAGCUUCAAUUGGAAAAACCUUUCUACGGUGUCCCAUUCACUGUUAAAGAAAGCUGCGGACUCAAAGGGCUUAGUUACACGGGAUGUACUUUAGUGCGUUCCGGAAUCAAGGCCGAUGACGACAGUCUUAUUGUCAAAAGUAUGCGCAAGGCUGGCGCUAUUCCUCUUUGUGCUACGAAUACGCCGGAAUUGUGUUCUGGAUUUGAGUGUACCAAUCCACUUUAUGGCCUAACUGUUAAUCCUUAUGAUGGAAGACAUUCUGCUGGAGGAUCUUCUGGUGGCGAGGGUGCCUUGUUGGGUGCUGGAGCGUCUGUUAUUGGUGUGGGAUCAGAUAUUGGUGGAUCAAUAAGAAUACCUGCGCAAUUUAAUGGUAUUUUUGGACACAAACCAACUCCUGGUCCAAUGACUAGAUUUGCAGAGGAUCUUCAUAUGGCUGUGAAAGUAAUGUCUGUGGACUGUAAGACAAAUUUACGCCUUAAUGAAUCGGUAAACAUUUCAAAACUCAAUGUUUACUACUUGGAAGACAUCGAAAACAAUUAUGGUAUUCCUCCUGUUGAUGAAGACAUCAGAAAGUCGAUUCGAGAUGCUGCUAAGCAUUUUGAAAGUUGUGGUGCAAAAAUUACCAAGCCUGUAAUUGAAGAGUUAAGCGAUGCUUGUGAGAUUGGAAUAACGAAACUUUUUUCAAUGAGUAUUAUACCACCAAUUUUGAUGCAUCCAACUGACCCCAAAGGAAAAGUAAAUCCAUUUUUGGAAUUGUUAAAAGCAACAGUAGGCUGUUCAUCGUAUUCUAAAUCUGCGAUAUUUAUGGCCAUGGUUAAAGAAAUCCAUGGAUUUGUUCCUGAAUCUCAAUUUCCAACGUAUGAAGAAAAGUUUAAACAAUUGCAAAAGAAACUUUUGGAAAUUUUGGAUGAAAAUUCCGUGCUAUUCUUCCCAACAUUCAUAAGCCCAGCCCCACCAGUAGGCCAAUGCGUUUUUCUAACAAUCUCUGGUGUAUUUAGCGUUCUUUGCAAUAUUCUUGGACUACCAUCGACUCAAGUACCAAUGGGCUUAAAUAAACAGGGCUUACCAAUAGGAUUUCAGGUGAUUGCAGCACCUCAUCAAGACAGACUGGGCUUAGCAGUAGCGAAAGAAUUGGAAAAAGCAUUUGGGGGCUGGAUUCCACCAACAAAACCACUUUUUUGGUACCGCGACUGCAUAAAACCGGCAAGUAUUCCGCCGUCUAAAGACUCAUUGUUUGAUCUCACUGCUUGCGAAUUGGCUAAAAAAAUAAGAUUAGGACAAAUAUCAAGUGAGUCCGUAGUAGAAGCGUACAUCGAGAGAAUAAAAGAAGUAAACCCUUAUCUUAACGCGGUAAUAGAUGACCGAUUUGAAGAUGCUUUACGCGAAGCCCGACACUGUGACAAAAUGCUUGAGGCGGGGGUUGUUACACCAAUGCAGCUUCAAUUGGAAAAACCUUUCUACGGUGUCCCAUUCACUGUUAAAGAAAGCUGCAGUCUCAAAGGGCUUAGUUACACAGCAGGUACAUUAGCUCUUUCCGGUGUCAAGGCUGAUGAAGACAGUGUAGUUGUCAAAAAUAUGCGCGAGGCUGGUGCUAUUCCUCUUUGUGUUACAAAUACGCCGGAAUUGUGUUAUGGUUUUGAGUGUACCAAUCCACUUUACGGCACUACUGUUAAUCCCUAUAAUUCAUUUAGUUUUUAUUUAGGAAUAGUUCCAAUGGAAGAAUAUUUUCCGACAGUAGAAGGCAAUGGAUUUUCUCAGUAUGGAACGUUUGGGCCAAUGACCAGAUUUGCAGAGGAUCUUCACAUGGCAGUCAAAGUGAUGACGAAAAAUUGCAAGACUAAUUUGCGUCUUGAUGAACCGGUUGACGUCAAAAAACUCCAUGUUUAUUACUUGGAAGAUAUUGAAAAUAAUUUCGGUGUUUCUUCUGUAGAUGAAGAUAUCAGACAAUCUAUUCGACUUGCUGCUAAAUAUUUUGAGUCUUGCGGUGCGAAGAUAAGCAAGCCAGUUAUUGAAGAGUUGAGCGACGGUUGUGAGAUAGGAGCAGUAAAACUCUUCUCUUGGAAUAGUUUACCUCCUAUUUUAACGCAUCCCGAUGAUCCAAAAAUAAGAGUAAAUCCGUUUUUAGAAUCCAUAAAAGCGAUGCUUGGGUGUUCAUCACAUUCAAUUUCAUCUAUUUUUGUGGCGAUUGUUAGAGAAAUGAAUGGAUUUGUACCUGAAUCUCGAUUUCCGCUGUACGAAGAAAAAUAUGAAACAUUGCAAAAAAAGCUUUUGAUUAUAGAUAGUUAUUCUAGAGUUUCAAAGAAGAAAUGA
Cotesia congregata is the source of this 2709-nucleotide messenger RNA. Lineage: Eukaryota; Metazoa; Arthropoda; Insecta; Hymenoptera; Braconidae. The record is from the annotation of a GenBank genome assembly.